Molecule: messenger RNA, 555 nt
Organism: Staurois parvus
Lineage: Eukaryota; Metazoa; Chordata; Amphibia; Anura; Ranidae
Source: the annotation of a GenBank genome assembly
CCAGUUAUAGACUUGGGCGGGUGGCCACUUUUAUGCAUGAUGAUCCUAUUCAGCCUGAUGAUCUGGUGCCCGCUAUCCAGCCGGAUGGCCCGAUCCAGCAAGAUCCAGCCUGAUGACCUGGUGUUCGUGUUCCAGCCCGAUGACCCUAUCCAGCCUGACAACCUGGUCCGGCCUGGUGCCUCGGUGCCCGUGGUCCGGCCUAGUGCCUCGGUGCCCAUGGUCCGGCCUGUGCCUCGGUGCCCUUGGUCCGGCCUGGUGCCUCGGUGCCCGCUGUCGUGCCAGAUGACUCGGUGCCUGCUGUCGUGCCAGAUGACUCGGUGCCCGCUGUCGUGCCAGAUGACUCGGAGCCCACUGUCGAGCUUGGUGACCCGAAGCCCGCUGUCGUGCCUGGUGACCCGGUGCCCGCUGUCCUGCAAGGUGACUCGGUGCCCGUUGUUGAGCUUGGUGACUUGGUGCCCACUUUCGUGCCAGAUGACUCGGUGCCCGCUGUUGUGCCAGGUGACUCGGUGCCCGAUGUUCUGCCAGGUGACUCGGUGCCCGAUGUUCUGCCAGGUG